Molecule: messenger RNA, 303 nt
Organism: Caenorhabditis remanei
Lineage: Eukaryota; Metazoa; Nematoda; Chromadorea; Rhabditida; Rhabditidae
Exons: 1
Coding region: 1-303 (100 amino acids)
Source: RefSeq, a predicted model, not a curated record
AUGAACUCGGAUCAGUUCGCUGCAAUGUUCGACGUCAUCGAGCCAACUUUCACUGCGAUGAUAGAAGCAAAUCCAGAAGAUAUGAAUUCGAAGACCGAGGCGUUUCUCGAAGUCUUGCGUCAAUUCGACAACCAUCCACUGAAAGACCGUGUCGAAGUUUUCCGCGAAUAUGCUAUCCUACUGAGAUUCGAGAGAGAAAAGGAGUCCAACAAGGAGAAUCGAAAUGGGGUUGUUGAGCCGCCGCCGACUCAACCACUACGUCGUCCACGUCGUCUCUAUCUCCUUAUGCUGAGAGGCUGGUGA